AUGACGGUGAUGAUAUCGCUCACCACUUUUCCGAAGAACAACACUCUGCUCUCGUCCUCGCCGACGAACAGAGAGAGUCGAAGGAAUGCGCUACUAAGAAGAACAAGGAGAAGAAGAAGAGUGUUCACCCAAUCAUCUUCUUCACCGAAAGGCACGGCUUCGUUCACCUCAACAACAAAAGGAGGAAAGAAAGGGAAAUCUGGCGCCGCGUUUAUGACGCACACAGUUUUUGAUUACGAAGCAAAGGAACGCGCAAGAUCCGCUUCAAAAUGGAUAAACAAUUGGAAACAAAACUACGGACCUGUUUCGAUUGAGCUCAUCGGGAAAUAUAUCUUUUCGAUUGCUACGGAAGCGUGUAUGAUUGGAUUAGUUUUAUUUGCAAUGGACGUUGCGUUAACCGCUGUCACUGGUGGUGGCUUUGGGAACGCGACAUCGUCCGCGGCGGUGGGAACAUCGAAGGCGGCGGUUAAAGCCGCGGCAUCGGCGGCGGCGGCGAAAGCCGCGACGAUGACAAAAAUCCGAAACGUCUUUUUGUUCUUCUUCUUCGCUUUCCUGGCGUUGAGAUCGAGAACGUUUUCCAUUCUAGACGCGUCUCGACCAAAAUUGAUAACCGAAAUCAAAAUGAAAGAGCAAAGAAAACGCCCGGAAUGGACGCCUCCAGCGAAAGUGUUCCCGGUAGUUUGGAUCUCCAUCGCGUUUUUACGUUCGAUUUCUUCCAUAUUAGUCUACGAACAAGUGGGCAAGUUAUUUUGCUUCCCAAUCAUGUGCUUAGUUUUGCACUUAUCCAUCGGAGACUGGUGGAAUUUUGUCACGAACAAAGAGAAAAUGUUGGGCGUAUCCGCCGUCGGCGUUUUAUUCGUCUUGUCGAGCGCGUGGUUUGCUAUAUACCAAUAUUACUCGGUUUUACCAACCGCUGGUUUCGUUUUAAUGCCGCUAGGUAUUUGGCUCAGCAUAGCGACCGCGCUGGUCUGGUCGAUUUGGGAUAUCAACAAACCGCGCAUGCGAUUAUGGCCGACAAAAACGCUUUAA
Molecule: messenger RNA, 1029 nt
Organism: Bathycoccus prasinos
Lineage: Eukaryota; Viridiplantae; Chlorophyta; Mamiellophyceae; Mamiellales; Bathycoccaceae
Exons: 1
Coding region: 1-1029 (342 amino acids)
Cellular component (GO): membrane
Source: RefSeq, a predicted model, not a curated record